Molecule: messenger RNA, 5476 nt
Organism: Pleuronectes platessa (European plaice)
Lineage: Eukaryota; Metazoa; Chordata; Actinopteri; Pleuronectiformes; Pleuronectidae
Gene: hltf
Product: helicase-like transcription factor
Exons: 25
Coding region: 158-3043 (961 amino acids)
Molecular function (GO): ATP-dependent chromatin remodeler activity; zinc ion binding; ATP binding
Source: RefSeq, a predicted model, not a curated record
UUUGUAUCAUUUCAAACAUGUCAUGGAUUAGAUUUUAUUCUGAAGGCUGCUACCGGAAGUGGCAGACUAACUGCAGCUGACUCCUGGAUACGAGGGCAACAGAGAGAAAGAAGCUCAAACAGCAGAAAUAAACAAACUACGACACAGAGGAGAACACAUGUCCUCUCCAGGUGUCCAGAUGAACUUCCCCAGGUGGGACAUGCAUUGGGGCAGUUACACAGACAGCGACCUCUUCUCAGACCCCCAUGAGUCCGACACAGAGACCCUCUCCCAGGCCAUCAGAGCCGCGGCGGCCGAGGAGCCGGACGCCGACGGCAGCGUGCUGUUUGGAUACCUGCAGGGCACCGUGGUCGGCCUCCGGUUUUACACAGGGGUGGUGAAUCAGGGGGAAAUGGUCGGCUUAGUGCGUGAGCCACACAAUCCAUACGACCGUAACGCAGUGAUGGUCGCCAACAUUUAUGGCAGCCAGGUGGGACACAUCAAGAGGGAGCUGGCAGCAGCUAUGGCAUACGUCAUGGACAAUAACAUGGCUAAAGUAGAGGGGGUGGUGUACUCGGGCACAAAGAACCAGUACAAUAUGCCAGUGAUGCUGUCGUUCUGGGGGGGAGAGGAGAACAAAGAUGCCGUGAUUGAAUCGAUGGCACGCCGUGGAUUUAGACUGACCACAGGUACAAGCAAACCAACAGGGGCAAGUCAAACAUCAAGUGCAUCUAAGAAAGGUUUGACCAUCCCACUAACUGCAAAAGAGCUGAAGAAUGCAUUUGAUAAUCUGUUUGAAGAUCUGAUGGACAGUAAAGACGGCGAGAAAGAAGCUGUUGAGUCUGUGGUCACUCCUCUCCUGCCGCACCAGAGACAGGCCCUGUCCUGGAUGUGUGCUCGAGAAAACAAAUCGACGCUGCCGCCCUUCUGGAAGAAGACAGGGGAGCUGUACUACAACACGCUCACAUGUUUCUCUGCCAAAGAAAUACCAGAGAGGGUUCGUGGAGGAAUACUGGCAGAUGACAUGGGACUGGGUAAAACUCUGACAACCAUUGCUCUGAUCCUCACCAACUUUCACAAUGGAAAGCCCCUGCCUGUGGAGAGAUGUGAGAAGGGGUCCUCACCCUUCACAGCUAAAACCAAACCCCAGAUGUUCUCCAAACUAGAAGGGAACAGCAACGCAACUGAUGGAGCAGGAAGGAGCUCAGACCUUCCUCAGGCGGGGGGGAUCUGUGCUGAUAUACCGGACAUCGUGGAGAGAACGAGUGAGUCUGAGAAAAGUGCUAGCAAAGGAAAGAUGAAAGCCACCAAGCGAAAGCCCAGUAAAGUGGCCCCAGUACUGCAGGAGGAUCUGGACUUCGCGGCAGCGCUCGGUGGUGCCGCGUCAGACACAGCCCCGAAGAAAAAGAAAACUGCCAACAAGGCCAGUCCCACAGCCGGUUUGGAAUCCUUCCUCCCUCAAAGUGCAGAUGACUUAUCAACAAGAACAACUCUCAUCAUCUGUCCACUCUCUGUGCUCAGCAACUGGCUGGAGCAGUUUGAGCAGCACGUGCAUCCCAAUGUGAAGCUCAACGUGUAUCUGUAUUACGGCUCGGAGCGCAACAGGAGCAAGAAGUUUUUGUCCUCCCAGGAUGUGGUGAUCACCACCUACAACGUUCUGUCUGCUGACUUUGCCAAUAAGAGUCCCCUCCACGGGAUCAGUUGGCUGAGGGUCGUGCUGGAUGAAGGACACAUCAUAAGAAACCCAAACACACAGAUGAGUAAAGCCGUGUUGGACCUGAAGGCUGAACGCCGCUGGAUUCUUUCAGGUACUCCGAUCCAGAACAGUGUGAAAGACCUGUGGAUGCUGGUGGCUUUCCUGCGUCUGAAGCCAUUCGAUGUGCGAGAGUGGUGGAACCGAGUGAUCCAGAGACCCACGACUCAGGGAGACAGGGACGGCCUGCAGAACCUUCAGACCCUGGUGAAGUUCAUCACCCUGCGGCGGACCAAGAGCAGUGAGGCGAAUGGGCGCCCCCUGGUGUCCCUGCCUGAAAAGACUGUCUACGUGGAGCAGGUGGAACUGAGCCAGCAAGAAAGAGAGGAGUACGAGCUGGCACGCAACGAAGGAAGAAACACCAUCGGCAGAUAUGUAGCAGAGGGCUCAGUGCUGAGGAACUAUGCUGAUGUGUUGGCCAUCCUGAUGAGGCUUCGACAACACUGCUGCCACCCUGAUCUGCUGGCGAAGGUUUGCUCAGAUUUAGGUGCUGCAGCGACGCCCACAGAGCUGCGGGAGCGUCUGAUCGAGAAGCUGCGGUUGGUGUUGGCCAGCGGCUCCGACGAGGAGUGCUCUGUGUGUCUGGACUCGGUCCGCCUCCCCGUCAUCACACACUGCGCACAUGUUUACUGCCGGCCCUGCAUCGCCCAGGUCAUCAGCACCGAGAAGGAGACGGCGCGUUGUCCUCUCUGUCGAAGUGAGAUCAAGACCAAGGAGCUUGUGGAGUUUCCACAGGAGGAAAUGGAAGAAGAGAACAGUAUGAAUUCUGAGAGGUGGAGGACAAGCUCAAAGGUGCAGGCGCUGAUGGGAAACCUGCUCAGGCUGCGAAGUGAAGACAGCAGCAUUAAAAGUUUGGUCGUCUCUCAGUUUACGCGUUUCCUCACCAUACUGGAGACUCCACUCAGAGAGCACGGUUUCACUUUUGUGCGUUUCGACGGCGCCAUGAGCCAAAAGAAGAGGACCCAGGUGAUCCGGGAGUUUCAGAGCUCCGCUGCCGACGGCCCCGCCAUCAUGCUGCUGUCACUCAAAGCUGGGGGGGUGGGGCUCAACUUGACCGCCGCCUCUCGAGUUUUCCUCAUGGACCCUGCCUGGAACCCAGCCACCGAGGAGCAGUGUAUCGACCGCUGCCACCGUCUGGGCCAGAAGAAGAAAGUCGUCGUCACCAAGUUUAUUGUGAAGAGUUCAGUCGAGGAGAACAUGGUGAAGAUCCAGAGGCAGAAGCAGGACCUGGUGGAGAAGGCGUUUGGCUCCACAAGCACCGAAAGUAAAUUGUCUCCCAUCGACGACAUCAGAGCUCUGAUGGAGCUGUAGGAGUCCGAUGCUGGACCUGAACAUUAACAUGGAGACGACACAAACUGUUCACUCUGGUGUCGGACAUUUUGAAAGGUUUUAUUGUUUUUUUUACAGUUGCUCAUUAAUGUUUCUAAGUUCUGUUUUUAUUUAAUGAGUCACGAUUUGUUCUUGUUCACUAACGUUUGUUAUUGUAAACUCAACGUCUUAGUUUGUCAGUUGGAUAAAACGUGUAAUGUUAAAAACCCAUCGUGGGCUCAAAUCAAAUCAAUUAGCUGCAGCCCGACACGCAGUACUCCCGUCAUACCACCAGGGUCGUUUCAGUCCGAACUGUUUUUUCAUUCCACACUCACAGGAGGUCACUGUGACUGUUGACCUGACCGUAGAUACAUUCUAUCUAAUCAGUUCAUCGUUGAGUCAAAGGGACAGCUGGUAAAUGUUUGAAGAAAUCCCUUGAAGGCAGACUUGGGGUAUCAUGUUAGAGAUGCCAAAAACAUGUUUUGUUAUGACACCGUGACUUUGACCUUUGACCACACACACACACAUCUAAUUAUAUAAUCUGCGUGUCUCAGUGAACCUGUGUGCCAAAUUUGAAAUGAUUCUCUCAAGCUGCACUUAAGAUAAAGCACUUACAAGGCAAAAAUGGGGGUUUGUGAGCUUCAAGUGACAUUUACCUUCCACCAACAAGAUCGGUUUAUCUUUGAGUCCAUGUGAACAUUUCCCUCAAGGUGUUUCUUUAGUGUUCACAAGACGAAGGAUUCUCUGGAGGAUGUUCUUGAUAUAUCAUAUUCAUAAAAUAAACUGAAAAAUCCCAAUGUGAGCGGAGAAAACCUGAAAUCGUGAUACUUAAAAUGAAACAUGACAGGAAGCGUGGAGUCAAAUUUUUAACAUUUCUUUAUUAGCACUUUAACAGGGGUGGUCAGUAAACAGCUGGGGAACAGGACUACUUCAUGUUAUACUUCCACCAGUGUGCUGGCCAGGAUUUAUCAAACCAGAUAAAUAUGAUCACAUACAGACUUAAUUCUGCAUCUUGUAGGAAGGUGUAUAAGAGAAAUGAGUGAAUGUUCUUUAUUGUUGGAGCAGAUUUGUGAACGAGCACACGUGGAGUAGAGGAGGUAACAGGAAAGCCGGGCCUCAACAAAGUCCGUCUGUUGUGCUACUAGCAGCAGUGACAGUGGAUGAGUACAUUAAACAGUGAGAGGCAAUAAGGCAGCUGGUUAAUACGACACACAGGAAGUGAUGAAACCCGGGUGAUGGCACAAAGAUACACGGAGGUGGAGGAUGUAACAUGCAGGAGACACAAACGCAUUAAAUAAAAACAACUGACGACAUCACCGACCACGCUUUGAACACCGUGCCAUGCAAACACAACACAACAGGCCUGGAGAAGCUAACACGAUACAGAGCGUCUCAAGGCACAGACGGGGAUCUGUGACCUCGGGAGGUGAACGCUGUCGGACUGAAGUGAGAUCUCUGUAGCUGGCUGAGAAAAGAGGAGGGUGAGCCAGCUGCUGCAUAUUUCCUCCAAAGUGGUUCAGGUAGAGAUUUAUUACAGGAGUUGUGGUAAAAAUCCAGAAACAACUUAGUGACAGACUUGAACCAGUGUUGUGUCUCUGUUGUUGCUGGAAGUUUCCACAGGUUUGGAAGACUCGGGACUAUGAAUCCAUCGGAUGCACGAUAACUCUUUAAAAGGAAGAGUUUGACAUUUUGGGGACUCUGUGAUCGAGAGGAUAAAUUAGGUGACUGGAAACAGCUCCGUCCAAAAGGCGACAAAAUCCACCAACCAACAGCUAUGAAGUUGUGUCGUUUAAACCAAAUUAAGUGUAUCAAUGAAAAUUAUUCAUUUAACAAGUGCUAAUGUUGCCUCCAUCAGUUGUCAUCAGUCACAGGAAGCUGCUGUGUACGGCCAAGAAACAACACAUUCUACACACUUUAAGUUUUCAUACAAAUUAAACCCCAAAAUACAACAGCAGUUGUAUCAGGGCUGUUUAGAGGGGCUGGUGGGUGCUACCUUUGCACAGAACCUGGAUGUUUCCUUCAUACCCAGCUUGGUAAUCCGGUCGCGUGUGGUUUCCACAGGUUUUUUACCUCCCUCAGCAGGAAAGUGCAUCAACAAGCGGAGCUGUAACGAAUAUGAGCCAGGGUCCAAAGCAACGUUCAGAUUGAGAACUUGCUGCAGACUUUUGUCAUCUGUGCAGAAAAUAAAGUUCUGUGAUUAGAGAACGUGUGAGAGGACAGGAGGAUGUCACCCACAGUCAGUUAAUGUUAGAAUUAUGAAAUUUGAUUUGUUAAAUUCAGGUUCACGUAAUGACCAAAUCAUUGAGUAAUGCACAGUGCUGAGGUUUUCCUGGUUUCUCUCUCUAUUCUAAGCUUCUUUCAUAUUUCAACAUGAAGAAAUGUGGGUGGCAUCAUCUUUUUAAAUUCAUCUCUGUGCAAGCAUGCAAAUUGAAUAAG